Messenger RNA from Struthio camelus australis, 1365 nucleotides. RefSeq names its product outer dense fiber of sperm tails 1 (gene ODF1). Lineage: Eukaryota; Metazoa; Chordata; Aves; Struthioniformes; Struthionidae. Gene Ontology annotation, cellular component: polymeric cytoskeletal fiber. The record is from RefSeq and is a predicted model, not a curated record.
AUGACCCUGAACCCACCACGAUGCUCUCCAGAGAACCGCAAGUCUGAGAGAAAACUGGAAGACGCAAAGUUCUUGCCUCCUAGACAAGUAGGGCAGCACUGGGGCUCAGACCCUUACCGUUCCCUGUGGCUUUCAGGGAGCGGGGCAAACCCGCACGGGCGGCCAGCGCUGCUGAGACCGAAACUCGUGCAGGUCAUUCUCGGCAAAAACCGAUACAGCAAGCUGACGGGAACAGCACGGCUCGGGAAGUCCUCGAGGCACGAGCUGAUGACUCACGCACCUCUGGCGGAGUUCCCUGAGCAAGCAGACGUUGCCCAGCGCGCACGAGAUCGGAAAAGCCCCCUGCCGCCCUGCCUGUGCAGCCGGCCCCUGCACCUGCGCUGCUGCUGCGCCCUGCACCCCUGUCCCCGCUGCCUCUGCGGCCUCGUCUGCCGGGCGUCCUGCCUCGCCGCCUGGGAGAGGAAGGUCCUCCGAGCCCAGCUCGAGCUGGAGCGCGAGCUGGCCAGUGAGCGAAGAAGACUUAAUAAGAUGUUGAACUCUUCCCAUGAUCAUAAGCUUUUAGCUUUGAUGGAUGUGAACGGUUUUGACCCUGAUGAAGUUACUGUAAAGGUGAAAGAUGGGAAGGUUAAAGUGUUAGCAGAGCACGAGGAGGAACACAGCACCAUAAGAGGGAAAUGGAAAGAGUAUAACUACAAAAACAUCAGAAAAGAAAUCAGCUUGCCUCCUGGGGUGGAAGAAGACGAGGUGAUGUAUUCUGUAGGACCUAACAGUAUCGUGAAGAUUGAAACUCCACGCAAGUGCUACCCAUGUCUUAUGAGUCUCUGACCGAAGGCAGGGAGCAGCGAGCCGCUGCAGCCAAACAGUUCAUGGACACAGUGCGGGUCAGUCCAGCGCAGCUCCCACGGGGUUCGGGUCCGAGCGCUGAGCAUGCGCCAGCAGCACCUCUGACCUCCUGUGAAACAAAAGAGAGCAUUCCAAAAAGGUGUGUGUGAGUCUCAUUUUGAAGGGAUUUGAUGAUCAAAGGGGGGGACCACCUGGAAAGCAGGAAGAUACAAACCAAUUUGGGAAUACUUGAUCACUUGCUAGAUAAAAAAGACACUGCUGGAGGUGGCAUAAUUCAGAACAGGUGUUGCUGUUGCUUAUGGAUUUUAAAAGCUGAAAGAAACCAUUAUGAUCAGUCACAUUUCGAUAAUAAUGACUCUUCCCUCAAUCGCAUCACUUCCGUUUGAGCUGGAGGAUAUUUUCUGGGAAGAAAAUCUUGAUAAUAAAGACUUCAAGGGGGGAAACCCAUUCCUAGGCAACACCUCUGAGUUAGGUGUGCCAGUGGUAAACUACCCAUGCUCUUUGGAACAUGUUUUCUUCAUU